AUGGGUGUUUCACAUUCCACCCACUUGGGAUGGAAGAUCCGCAGCGCUCAGGUUGGUGUCAGCGACAGAAACAGCGUGACGCCUUGGGACCUUGUCGAGGAGUGCUGGAGGGAAGACCUGGAGCCCAUCAGCAAGCGAAGAUUGGCCGUCUUGGACCCGCUGGCGGUAGAGAUCGUUGAUUAUGACAAGGAGGAAGAGAUUGCAGGCGUCACCGAUCUUCCGGAGCAGUCUGCGGCCGACCCUAGCUGCACCCGCACUCUCAGUUUCUCCCGCAACGUAUUUAUUGACCGGUCUGACUACCAGGAGAAUCCGCCUGAAGGCUAUUUUCGCUUGGGAAAAAUCGGCAGCGAAGUCAAGCUGAGAUAUUCGUACGUCAUCAAGCUAGAAGAGGUCGUCAAGGAUGCUGCGGGUAAAGUUGUGAAGCUGAAAUGCAGUCAUGAUCCCAGCACCCGAGACAUCAUGCCUGCGGACCGGAAGCCCAAAGUCAUCCACUGGGUCAACGCCAAAGAUUGCUUGGAUGCCGAGGUCCGUUUGAUCAACCCUCUCUUUUUACCAAUCCCGGAUCCUCUGCCGGAGGGCAAGGACUGGGUCGAAUACAUGAAUCCCGAAGCCUGGGUUCAAUGCGCUGCCAAAGUCGAGAGAGCACUUGGCCAAUGCGUUUUAGAAGAUCGCUUCCAGUUCGAGCGCUGCGGCUACUUUGCGCCUGACUACGAUUGCUUUCUCACACCUCCCAAGCUUACCUUCAACCGGGUGGUGCCUUUGAAAGAGUCCUCAGACAAGAAGAAGCUCGAGGGACGAGGCGCAGCCAGCAGAAAAGAUGCUCAGGCAGCUGCAGCAGCUGAAAAGGAGCGACUGCAAAAGCUUCCACCCGAGGAAUAUUUCAAGCAAGAAAGAGGCUCGGAGUUUUCCGCAUACGACGAGACGGGCCUGCCCACGCACGACAGGGACGGCAAUGCGCUGCCGAAGAGCGCCGUUAAGAAGCUGGCCAAGGCAAGCCGGCGGAAAACGGCAGAGGGGUAUCUUGCCUCAAACCUGUCCUUGGCAAAUCGCUCCACCAUGUCUUCUGUUGGGCGCAUGGAUGGAGCAUUCUUUGUAUCCAGGACAGAGUUGCUUGCAUGGCUUAACAGCAGCUUUCAGCUCAGCCUGGACAAGGUGGAGCAAUGCGCGAAUGGCGCGGUGUACUGCCAGAUCAUUGAUGCGUGCCAUCCUGGAGCCGUUUCCAUGAAGAGGGUGAAUUGGAUGGCAAGGGACGAGCAUCAGUGCAUCCCUAACUACAAGGUGUUGCAGCAGGCUUUCAGCAAGGUAGGAAUCCAACGGCACAUAGAGGUUGACAAGUUGGUGCGUGGCAAGUAUCAGGACAAUUUGGAAAUGCUUCAGUGGAUAAAGAAUUACUUCGAACGCACCUUUCAAGGCGCUAGUUACAAUGCGGCAGCGCGCCGCUUCACCGACAACGUGCCGGACUGGGCGAGGCCAUCAGAGGGCUCCAGCGUUGCGCCACUCCGGCGGCCGCUGCCAGUGAGCAGCGGCAGUGUGAACGCGUUGGCCUCCAAGGCGCCGAAGCACGGUCGCCCUGUGGGAGGUGAUGGAUACCAGCGCAAUCAAGCUCCCAACGUGGCUCUUCUUCAGGAGGAGCACGAACGCAUCCGGGAAGAGGUGAUCGACUUGAAGAUAACAGUCGAUGGGUUGGAGACAGAGCGGGACUUCUACUUCCAAAAGCUCAGUCAGCUAGAGACUGAAGCUCAGGCAUGGGAAGAGAACCCUGACAGCAGCAUGACUGUCAACAAGUUUGUCGAGGAAGUGCAGAACAUUCUCUAUGCCAAGGACCAAAGCACGAUGACGAGAUUGGAGGCGGUAGUCCUGACGCGGUAUUGUCCGAGUGGCAAAGAGGAGUGGAGUACGGAUGAGCUUGGGCUGUCCGAGCAGAGCCCGGCCCCACCCCCUCCGGGCAAUUUAGUCCAAGCGGCUGGCUUCGUAGUUGGUUUGGACGAAUUCGAUGGUGGUGUCUCCAGAAGUUCGGUGGGAGUGCUUGAUCAGUCCAUGCUAGAGAUGCGGCUGGCAGGCGACUUUUACAAUGUGCCGGAGAAUGUUCCACGAGGGGUGCAGCUGGAGGAUCCGGGCAUGUUCCACACGCCAUUUCCAGGAGAGGAAGCUUCAUUCCGGCUUGACAGAAUGCCUUUUGAUUUUGACCACAAGUCUGGCUCCGUAGUGCAGAAGGUCCAGGAUUUUCCCGAGCUUUCUUUUCCCGCACACGUCACGCCAGCUCAGGAGCCUCCAGGUGGCUGCCUGAACACCUGCGUGGAACUCCGAGACGUCCACGCAAGCGAGGCCUUCACUUGCGCCUUCAACUUUUUCAAGACGAAGGCAUCAGCAUCCUUCUCCAAAGUCAGAGAGCAGAAAUUGGCCAUGAAGGCAACUGUGUUCCACACAAGCUGCAGCGGAGUGCUCGUCAGCUGUUUGCUGAAGGCGCGUCUCUUCUCAGCAGCAGAAGAUCCUUCGAAGCUCCUCUUCGAGUGCACCGCGCAAGCUUUCAAAGGGCUCAAGUUGGUCGAGCUUCAUGAUAGUUUUGGGGGCUACCUGAAACACUUCAUGGCGCACUAUGGCCACUUCUUCAGGGAGAAGCAGGAAACGCACUUGUUUGUCUAUAGCAAGCUUCACCAGGAGUUUAAAGACAACUUGGAGAAGGCCGUCGCAGAAUGGUUGGCUGCGAAAGGCUUGACUGAGUGGCACCUGGAGGCCAUGCUGGAGUAUGCGAAGGAGACAUCAGACGUGGAAACCUCUGGAAUCGUUGCAGCCAUGCUGAGGCUUCUCGAGUACCACACAUGGAUCGAAUACAUUUUUGGACUCAAAGAAAGUCCCGAGAUCCAAGAGCUUCUGUCGGAGCAGUGGAGUCAACCCGGAUGGGAGCGUAUUGGAGACAGUGAAGUUGAUUGGUCGGUGAAACAAUGGGAGGCAUGGACUGACGAAGAGUGGCAUGCCUGGUGGGCAUCCCGCCAGCAGUGGUCUGACGAGGAGUGGGAGGAAUGGUGGCAGGGUCAGAGUCAUUGGAGGGACGAUUGGUGGGAUGGGAAGUCUGACCAGUGGGCAGACAAGACUUGGACCUCCGGGGGUUAUGGAGGUGAAGCAGGUCCAGGUGCUGGCUAUGGAAUACCCACAGCUCCCGCGGCACCAGUGGAUCAGUUCCGACGCUGCAGCGGCGAUGCACUUGCCUUCGCACAUGCUUUCGAGGAGGCGUCCAAACACUUGCGGUCCAAGCUCAUGGCGGACACCGACGUGAGCCGUGACAGCGACGCGAUUCACGACAGGAUCCCUGGCACAGGUGAGGAGCACAGUCAAAUUCAACCCCUCGUUGAUAUGGUUGCUGCUGGCAGUCCGUCCACCUUGGAGGCUGAAGCAGUCGCAGCCCUGGCAGCCUUGGCACUGAGCGCUGACCCAGCAGGGACCACAGCCUUGCUGGCUGCGCUCCGAGAUGUGCAGAAGACCCUUGUCGAGCUUUGCGUGAACAGCAGAACCUCUAUCGACACAGCGUACCCGGCGGCGAGACUUGUCUCCAAGCUGGUGUGCAAAUCGGAUGUAGAUGCGGAGGCUCAACAGAUCGCAUGUGACCUGACCCGAGCAGUGUGCGGAGCCACACAUCUUGAUUCCUUGGUGCGUGGGGAGCUCGCGGAGGCAGUUCGAGCCGUUGCUAGGAAACGCACUAUGCAGCUCCCCAUGCACAGUGGUCUAGAUGAGCACCAGUUGGCACAGGCCUUACAAACACUGGAGGAGCCUGGGCACUUCAUGAAGCUGCAAGAUGGGGUGAUGGCGUAA
Molecule: messenger RNA, 3807 nt
Organism: Symbiodinium sp. CCMP2592
Lineage: Eukaryota; Dinophyceae; Suessiales; Symbiodiniaceae
Source: the annotation of a GenBank genome assembly